Messenger RNA from Coffea arabica (coffee), 2370 nucleotides. The record is from RefSeq and is a predicted model, not a curated record. NCBI's taxonomy places the organism in Eukaryota, Viridiplantae, Streptophyta, Magnoliopsida, Gentianales, Rubiaceae.
AUUUACAUGUUUUCAAACCAUAGCGUGGCCAGUUGAGCGUUCGUUGAGUCACAAACCACAGGAGACUUUUGAUAUUUAACCCUAAAGUUUAGGACUCAGUUGAUAAUUCUUAGAUACUUUAAGCGAGAAAAGAUCUCCGGAAUUUUAGCAUACCUUGAAAGUCCCUCCGCCCGAGAGAGCUGAAAAAUUCUCACAAAUGGCGUUCACCAUUACACACACCAGCCAUCUCUUCGCCAACCCUUCAUACCAUCCUGCAAUCCAUUUUCCAGAAUUGCCCCUCAAACAACGCAAGAUUACACGUCAUCACUGCUUGCCUCCAAAAUCACAACCGUCUGAAGAUGUACCCUCAACUGCCGACCACGACCGCCGGCAGCAGAAGCUUCUCCAAGCCGUGGCUGAGUCGAAUGAGGAGCAGCUCCCUGGAGUCAGAACAUUCGAGAACGACUCGGCGCGGCUUACCCUCGUUGGCGCUGUUGACUUCCAGCAAGCCGUCACUGCUGCCGCUGCUGAUGGCGGCCGAGCAGCCAACGAACACAUUAUCGCCGGCUUGCCAACCAUGGUCAUAGAGACCGUCUUCCCAGGACGGCCUGAUGACUGCAGCACUCUUUCCACUAGGCUGUUUUUACCGGCUAGCAAAGUAAAAGAGAAGGCUAAGAAACUCAAAGCUACCCUUAGUGAAGAUAUUCUUUCUAGCACUACGUCGGCGAACAUACUUGCCAUGACAUUUAGACAGGUGGUACUGCAACAGCUUUGGAGCUUUGAGCUUGUGGCAUUUAGAUGUGGAACUGAAAGAAAUAUCGAUGAUUUUGGAAAUCUGAGAGAGCAGGUACUUGCAACUUUUACCAUCAGCUCUUCAGAAGAACAUAUUCUUUCUGUGCUUGCUGAAGUUAUUUGCUCUUCUGCACUUGAAAGUAUUGAAAGUCAUACAGUGGGCCAAUCAUUUGGUAGAGCAUCUGCAAAGUUUAUUCAAUGGUUUCACAAACCUAAAAGAUAUGUAUCCAAAGACUCAUCCAUUAUUCUACAUAAGCUACUUGAUAACGAGAUAGCUGCCAAUGCAAAAAUUCUGCUGGACAAGUUUAGCUCAAGAAGGGUGAAAUCUAUGGGAAUUAAGUCAAAAUAUAGUUGGUGGACAUUGUCAUCGGACCCUGAAUUGGAAAAGUUUAAUGGCCCUGAAUUUACUGCUGGGCUUAAUGAACAUAUACCUUCAUAUCGGCUGCAAAUAGAUGCUGGCAAAUUCAAAGAUGUGAAAAUUGAAGGGGGGAAUUUGUUCACCACGAAUAUUUGGGAAAUUCUCUUGACUCAUUGCCAAAUGAUAAAGGCGGGAUGGAGUUUGAAAUUGAGAGUAUCAAUUCCUGGUGUUUGUUUGGCAGACAUUCUUGAUAUUUAUUAUCAAGAUGACUUCACUUUGCCAGCUAAACAAUUGUCGUGUGAUGCAAUGAUGAACCUUUCCAACUUGUCCAGAAAUAAGAGCGGCAGUUCUUUGCUUAAAAUUUUGUCAGCCACCCUCGCAGGUGGCCUAUUGCUUGUUAUGAUAAGCAUUCUAAGUCAACUUUACCUGCCUAAUCUGACUCGCUGGAGGAAGUACCAUAAAGAUCACUCAGUUCAGUCAUCUUGCAUUAGAUGUAUUGAACCCGAAUCUUUGGGGCUUACCCAGUUGGAAGCUUGCUGCAUUGCAGUAAUCAGAAAACUUAAGGACUCUUUUGGUUGGCCUGGAGAAAUAAUAACAAAAGCUGGUCAUUGUGCAUGGACUGGAGAGCUGCCAUUGUACCUUAAGAGGAUGGUUGAAAUUGACUCCAAGACGUCAGAUGUUUUAUCCACAGUGACAUUGCCAGGAGAACGAAUUGAAGAGAUGAAAGGAUCUGUUCAAGAUAUUGCAAGUUAUCAGGUUGUUUUGUCUACUGAAGGGGAAGUUGUUGGAUUCCAACCAAGAAGCCGUAUGGCUGUCAAUCACUGGGCAUCAAACCCCUUAACAAAGGAGUUGUAUGCCAGAAGAAAUCUUUCUCCUGGCUUUUUAGAACCUGGUUUGAAGAUCCAUCAUCCUAGUGACGUUGUGCUAUUGGAGUUACUAAUGUCGGCAAAUCCUGAGCCACAUUUUGCAUUGGUUAGACCAGCAGGCAUUUGACGAAUGGUUGAUGGACAGCAGACCGUAUAUUUUGCUUGUAGUUUGUUUCGUUGGGAUUAAGUUGAGCGGAAAAUUUUGGUAUAUUGAUGGUUAGACAUUCCCUCAUUGGUAUUAUGGUUUUGCUCUUUUGACCUUGCAAUUUCAAGUUUGUCUGGGAAAGUUUUUUUAUAACAUCUUCAUCAUUCCUGUUUGAAGAAAUUCAUCGAAGUAAAACAGAAGGAAGUGGUCUAAUCGGUCUUCUUGUGCCA